Molecule: messenger RNA, 459 nt
Organism: Lucilia cuprina (Australian sheep blowfly)
Lineage: Eukaryota; Metazoa; Arthropoda; Insecta; Diptera; Calliphoridae
Product: ankyrin repeat domain-containing protein 39
Exons: 2
Coding region: 41-451 (136 amino acids)
Molecular function (GO): protein binding
Source: RefSeq, a predicted model, not a curated record
UUUUUAUUAAAAAUAAAAUUAAAGUAAUUUAAACAACAAAAUGGAUCGUCAUAAAGCUGAUUGUUGCAAAUGUCACAAGUAUGUGCAGCCAGCUCAGCAGUCAUUAAGCGAUAUGGAUUUUGAUCGUGGUAUUUGGAAUGCAGUUAUUUAUAACGAAGUAGAACGCGUUAAAGAUUUUAUAGCCAAAGGCAAAACAAUGGAUCGUGAUAAUUGUGAUUACACGGCUUUACAUUAUGCGGCGCGUAAUGGUAAUGUCGAAAUUUGUAAAUUACUUUUGCAAGAUGGAAAAGCUGAUAUCAAUGCUGUUACCAAAGGAGGGGCAACGGCAUUACAUCGUGCUGCGAUGAUGGGUAAGUGUGACAAUCACCCCUCUUCUGCAUUUCGAUUACGUUUACACAUUCCGUUACGCAAUGAUCGAAAAAAGGUAUUCCAAAAAAAAACUGAAUCGUAAGAAAAAGA